AUGUUUGUGGCCGGCUCCAGGGUAUUGCGACUUGCCUGCAGGCCUAAUAUAGCUGCAUUUUGCCAGCGACAUGCUGUUUUAGAAUCAUACGCCCGUCCAGCGCUGGUUAUAUCACAAUACUCGACAACAUCGGAAGCUGUUGAAGCCGAAAAACCUGCAUCCAAUGCAUCAACGCAUAAAGGCGCAAAGCCGACAUCAGCCGGUAAUGGCUCUAAGAUGGUUUCUCAAGAUGCUAGUGCAGUUUCCGAGGUGACCCCUGAUAAGGAGGGCCGGACGCCAUCCAACAAGCGCCUCAUUCGCUUCGUUGAAGCCAUACCCAAGGAAAAGUCCAGGAGAAAAGCAGAAGGCAUUUCUCCGCGUUUUAUAGGCCCCUGGCGCCAAAUGCACUCCCAUAUUCCAAUCGAUGUUAAUGGAAAGAGAGUAUAUUUUGAGCCGUUGCAUCUCCGGGAUUCAUGUACUUGUGUUCGCUGUGUUCACCCAUCCACAAAGCAGCGUACUUUUGAAACUGCCCAGAUACCAGAGAAGAUUACCGCCAAAAGUGUAACUGCGGGUGAAGACUCAGUCACAAUCGAGUGGGCAAGGGACAUUAAAGGAUUUGAGGGCCAUACGUCCACUUUUUCUACGAGCUACCUCCAAAAGUUGACGUCGGUGCAAGUGGGUUCCAAGCCUGCAGACCCUGCCUACUACUGGGACAAGUCCGCAUUCGAGAAAACCAGUCAUUGGAUCUCCUACGAUGAUUACAUGAACAAUGCUGAUGCAUUUAAAUUAGCGAUGAUGCAGCUAAACCGAUAUGGUUUACUGUUCUUAAGGGGCGUACCGGAGGACACGGAAAGUGUUUCUAGAAUUGCUACUCAUAUUGGGCCUAUUAAAAACACAUUCUACGGCUCAACUUGGGAUGUUCGAAAUAUUCCAAACCCAAAGAACGUUGCGUACACAAAUGUUGACCUUGGAUUCCACAUGGAUUUACUAUAUCUUAUCCAGCCGCCCGGCCUCCAGUUCCUCCACUGCAUAAAAAAUGAGCUACCGGGCGGUGAGUCUCUCUUUGCGGAUAGCUUCUAUGCGGCAAAUGUUCUUCGAAAAACAAGCAAACCUCACUUCGAUUUUCUUACCGAAUCCUCGAUGACUUUUGGAUACGACAAUGACAACCAGAUGUACACGGCCACGCGGAAGAUUAUCAAUAUAUCCGAUAAAGAUGAAGGCAGAAUCGUAGAUAUUAACUAUUCACCUCCAUUCCAAGCACCAUUUUGGAAUACCAACAACGUUCCUAGAGAUACAUAUACCCGUAUUGGCAAGUCACUGAAGCAAUUCAAGUAUUUGCUAGAGAAUAAGAAGAACAUCUUUGAACUCAAGAUGAAACCGGGCGAAUGCGUUAUAUUCCAGAAUCGACGGGUUGUCCAUGCUAGACGUGCCUUUGGUAACGCAAAUGCCACAACUGGCGGGGACCGAUGGCUACGUGGCUGUUAUAUAGAUAGUGAUGUAGCUGUUUCUAAGUUCCGUACCUUGGGGAUAUACUAA
Molecule: messenger RNA, 1515 nt
Organism: Nannizzia gypsea CBS 118893
Lineage: Eukaryota; Fungi; Ascomycota; Eurotiomycetes; Onygenales; Arthrodermataceae
Product: gamma-butyrobetaine dioxygenase
Exons: 1
Coding region: 1-1515 (504 amino acids)
Biological process (GO): carnitine biosynthetic process
Cellular component (GO): mitochondrion
Molecular function (GO): oxidoreductase activity
Source: RefSeq, a predicted model, not a curated record